AUGGAUCUGCCCCCGCCUUGCUCCACGAUCCUGGAUCUGGAGCCGCUGUCCGCUGACCAUCGAGCUCUCAAGUACUUCCAGACACACCGACUCAAAACACUCAUGACCCCACGCUGAUCUGUGUGGCAUCGGUGUGUCUGCAGUAGGCUGCAGUGGUGGCUGCAGUGGUGGCUGCAGUGGUGGCUGCGGUGGAUGGCCUGGCUGCCGUGGACACGCCGUUCCGCUGAUUAUCGGAGAGUCGCCGACAGUCAGCCGCUGCUAUCAGGAGCCACUGCUGAUGGUGACGUCAGCGAUUCCGACACUCAGCAGCACCUCGACAUCGUCAUCGCUGGUGGGGCUGGUGACGGUCAAGACCUGCUGCCGGAUGUCCUGGGCCGUGUGUUCGCCUCAUUGCUGCCUGUGGACGAGUCGGUGAGGGCCCGGGCGGUCGGCAAGACAUACAGCUCUCAGCUGAUUGACGAGGCCUUCCUAUGGCGCAUCGACAGCUCCCUCGCCCAGCAGCAGCUCACCGGCCUCAUCGACGUGGAGAGGGACCGCGGCGUCGACCCCUCGGCCCCUCCACUGCCGCCGUCUCUCUCGCGGCUUGGGUACCUCUCUCGCUGUGCCUAUGUCAUCGAGCAGGCGGCUCAGUGGCCCACGAUGGUCACAUUCAUCAAGCUGGCGCGUGUCUGCGGUUUUGCUGGCCAGCUGCCGCUGGUGCUAUCGGCUGAGAGUGUGGCGGCUCAUGUGCCCGACAAGGUCAGCUUCCAGCGGCUGCCGGCUACCAUGGCCGUCUACAAGACGCUCGGGGGUCAGCUCCACAGUGACGACUCCCACCCCAGCAGCUCGGAUGAGGGCCUCCAGCUGACGGAGGGCAAGAAGGGGUGGACUUUCUUGAUUGUAAAGCCGAUUUGGCCGCUGAAUUUUCUCCUGAGUUUUCUCCUGACCUUAGUCUUUUCCGCCGUCUAUGUGGUGGCCUGCGGGUGGGUGGUCGUGAGAAUCCUGCGAUGGACUUACAAUGACACUUUUGGGCAUGACGACAAUCUUGGCGAUCUCUUUGUGGAUUGGCUGGUCUUCAUCUUUGUUGGCGGCAUCCUGAACAUCUGCUUCCUUAUAGGGGCCUCUGCUUUCGGGUUUGUGUUCGGUUUGCACGUAUGGCACCUGCCGCUUGUGAGGUUGAGGCGACUGCGAUGGUUCCGCAUCGGGAAGCAGCACCGUUUCCGCCUUGGCGAAAGGGACGAGUCGUUUGGGAGCUAUCACGAGUGCGAUCCGCCCGUCAAGUGCGGCCGGCGCACCUUUCCCUCUUUCAGCUCAUUCGCAAUGGCCUCGUUGAUGAAGCGAGCGGAACAACCCGGAUCUUCCAUGAGGACGGUGGUCUCUGCCGAUCUCGGCCGGAACCAUGUCGGCUAUCUGUCACUCCUGCGCGGCUCCUCCUUGGCCGCUGAAUCAGACGCAGCCCGCAUCGUCAUCGAUUGGCAACAGGACUGCGUGAGGGGGGGCCGCAUGGUGGUCUUAAUGCUGGGGGGUGGGACUGUGGUGGCCUUUGUACACCUCGAUGGUGACGGCAGCGAUGGCGGGCGCGUUGCCGUAAAGACGACCGAGGUGGAGGCGGCGGAUGGGGGCGGGCUCGACGAGCGGUUCCCCAUCACUACGCUCGCCGUGCGGCAGCUGCUGCGGCGGUAUGCUCUCGAAAAUGAGACGCUUGGCCCCUCGUCAUGACUGACUCAUUCAUUUCUCUGGAGAGGCUGUCGGUGUCCUGGUUGGGUUUCCGUGCGGUUUGGGCUGUAAUGGGGUGGGUGGGCCAGUGCACGUGGUCGAUCGAAUGUCCGAUUACCCUGCGGACAUUCGAUGACUGCGACGGACGAUCGACGAGAUUUUUCUUUGCGUGUCCGUCCACACGAGUCGAUUGGGGCUGGAUCACAUCAUGGACGGCCCAUUGCUGUGAUGGUUGAGGGGCAUUCGUGUGUGUGUGGACGGCUCUGUCUGUGCUGGUGGCUGAUGGAUGGAUGGAUGGAUGACGUUGAU
Molecule: messenger RNA, 2004 nt
Organism: Vitrella brassicaformis
Lineage: Eukaryota; Vitrellaceae
Source: the annotation of a GenBank genome assembly